AUGGGGGGCCCAUCCCCAGCCCUCCCCGUACUGCCUCCACUCCUCAUGGCCCAGAGCCGAGGGGCCCUGGAGAGCGUCCAGCGGUUCUCCCUGCUGCCCACCUACCUCCCGGUGACGUACCGCAUGCACGAGGCCGACGUGGUCUUCUUCCUGAAGGAGGCCAACCAGGACAUCAUGAGGAACUCCAGCCUGCAGUCCCGCGUGGAGUCCUUCCUGGUGUACCGGGCCCGGCAGCCGCCUGUGCUCAGCGCCAGCUACGGGCCCUUCUCCACGCGGCAGCCCGUGCCCCGGGACCUCCUGCAGUCCCCCAGCCCCUGCGGGCUCGCCAGCCAGUGUCCGCUCAGCUGGAAGCUGAAGCCUCACAUCCUGCAGGACAGGGUCUACCCGAGCCGGCCCCGAGUGCAGGUCCUGUUCUACGUGGUGGGCCGGGACUGGGACGCCCAGGACCCCCCUGAGCCGCUGCCCUGCCUGCGCGUGUUCGCCUUCCGGGAGACCCGAGAGGUCAGGGGUGGCUGCCAGCUGAGAGGUCCGCUCGGGCUGUGUGUGGCCGAGCUGGAGCUGCUGCCCGCCUGGUUUAGCGCCCCCACGGUGGUGGCUGGCAGGAAGAAGGUGGCCGAGCGACUGGAGGGGACCCCUGUGGAGCUGUACUACGUCGUCCAGCCCGGGGACGCUCAUGGAGACUGUGCCAAGGGCUCGCCACGGGCCGGGGGCAGUCCCCGCACAGGCCGGGGAGAUGCGGACGACCCGGCACCCCCCCUGCAGAGGAUCGGGAGCGUGUUCCUGUGUCAAGCCCAUGGCCCCCCUGCCCUCCGAGAGCUGCGCCUGGACCACAACGUGGCCGUCCACUACCUGCCUCAGACCGUCCGGCCUGGCCACCUGCUCACCUUCCCCGUCUCGGUGUCCAGGAACUCCACCGAAGACCAGUUCACCCUGAGGGCCAAGGUGAAGAAGGGCCUGAGCAUCAUCGGGGUACGGGCCAGCAACCCCUCGGUCUGGGACAUCAGGGCGAGCUCGGACCACACUGGGAGGCACUCCCCGGCUGUCAUCCUGUGCAGAAAGACGUCGACCACCCCGGAAGACAGCGUGGGCACCGCCUCCUACGAGGUCAUGCAGGUGGACGUGGAGAUCUCAGAGCCCGGAGACCCUCCGGCCACACAGCUGGUCACCUGGCAGGUGGAGUACCCGGGAGGGUUCACCUCAGACCUGGGAGUGUCCAAGAUCUACGUGAGCCUGAAGGACAUCAUUGCAGUGACCCCGCUGGCCAUGGAGGCCGAGAUCCUGAACACGGCUGUCCUCACGGGGAAGACGGUGGCCGUGCCGGUGAAGGUGGUGGCCGUGGACGAGGACGGCACCGUGACCGAGCUGCUGGAGUUGGUGCAGUGCAGGUCGUCCGACGAAGACGUCAUUAAGGUGUCUGACAGGUGUGACUACGUCUUCGUCAACGGCAAGGAAAUGAAGGGCAAGGUGACUGUCCCCUUGAGCUUCUCCUACCAGCACCUGCAGGGCACGCUGGAGAUGACCGUGUGGGUGCCCCAGCUGCCCCUGCACAUAGAGGUCUCGGACACCGAGCUCAACCAGAUCAAGGGCUGGAGGGUGCCCAUCGUGGCCAACAAGAGGCCGGCCCGGGACAGCGAGGACGAGGACGAGGAGGGGCGCCGGGGCCGGGGCUGCGCUCUGCAGUACCAGCAUGCCACCGUGCGUGUCCUCACCCAGUUUGUGGCCGAGCCGGCCGAGCCUGGGGCCCACCUGGCCCACCUGCUGGGCUCCGACUGGCAGCUGGACGUCACGGAGCUGGUGCACGACUUCCUGCAAGUGGAGGACCCCCGCGUGGCCCGGCUGCAGGGCGGGCAGGUGCUCGUUGGUCAGGAGCUUGGCAUGACCACCAUCCAGAUCCUGUCGCCGCUGUCGGACGCCAUCCUGGCCGAGAAGACGGUCAUGGUGCUGGAUGAAAAGGUGACCAUCUCGGACCUCGGCGUCCAGCUGGUGACGGGGCUGUCACUGUCCCUGCAGCUCAGCCCAGGCAGCAACAGGGCCAUCUUCGCCACGGCGGCUGCCCAGGAGCUGCUGCAGAGGCCCAAGCAGGAAGCGGCCAUCAGUUGCUGGGUCCAGUUUAGCGACGGCUCGGUCACACCCUUGGAUAUCUACGCCGGGAGCGACUUCUCCCUCAUGGCCACAUCCCUGGACGAGAAGGUGGUGUCUGUCCACCAGGACCCCAGAUUCAAGUGGCCGGUGAUUGCGGCUGAAACCGAAGGUCAGGGGCCGCUGGUGAAGGUCGAGAUGGUCAUCAGCGAGUCGUGCCAGAAGUCCAAGAGGAAGAGUGUCCUGGCCGUGGGGACUGCCCACGUCAAGGUGAAGUUCGGCCAGAGUGAUGCCAGCCCCAACACCAGUGACAGCGACGGUCAUGCCGGGCGAGGCGUUCACCUGGAGAACCGGCCCGGUGAGCGGAGGCCCAGGAAGCCGCUGCCCGAAUGGGAUGGCCAAGAGGGGCCGUCCUAUGCCAGCUCCUCCGUGGGCCUCCUGGGAGGCAGGGGCUUCGCCACCGAGAGGUCAGCCUUCCCGCGGAGGCCUGGCCAGGAGAGCUUUCUCGAGUACGGCGAGGACGGCCGGUUCCAGACCAGCCCCUCGGAGCUCACCAGCUUCCCAGCCCAAGUGGACGUGCCCGUCAGCAAGGGGGACACGGACGAGAAUGACCUCAUGCAGGCGCCGCAGGGGCUGAGCGACCUGGAGAUCGGGAUGUACGCCCUGCUGGGCGUCUUCUGCCUGGCCAUCUUGGUCUUCCUCAUCAACUGCGCGGCCUUUGCCCUGAAGUACAGGCACAAGCAGGCACCCUUGGAAGAGCAGGAGGGCGUGAGGCACCCCCACGGCUGGGUGGGGCUGAGCCACCAGGCGGCGCUGCUGGACGACACCCUCCACUUGGCCACCUCCCAGGAGGAGCAGACCACGGCCUUGGACAGGGACUUUGAGGAGAGCAAGUACCUCCUCAGCACCCGCGCGCAGACCAGCAGCAACGGCCAGUUGUUCAAAGCCCCGGGGCCCCUGGCCACCGACGGGCGGGACCCCAAGAGCGAGGCCCCCGCUUCCCCCACCUCCAAACGGAAACGAGUGAAGUUCACCACCUUCGCCACCAUCUCCCCGGGGGACAGCUACCCGGCGGUGAACUCGCUGGCCAUGAGCAGCGAGGAUGACAUUAAGUGGGUGUGCCAGGACCUGGACCCCGGAGGAUACACAGACGUGCACAGCUACAUGGAGAGGUUACGCGAGGACGUGUAAGCACACCCACACGGCGGACCUUGUCCCCGCUUGGCCAGUGACCUUUCGCCUGGAGAUUGGCCACGCGCUUGGGGGAUUGGCGAAAGGGCAGGGCAGGGCGAUGGUGGCACUGCCAACAGAGCCCCUGGGACAGCCCAGCCCUGAGGCAGAACCGGUGCCUGUGUGCCAUGCACCACGUGCAGAGUCUCUCCCAGUGGAAGAGGUUCUCGUGCGUGGCCAGGUGUCAGAACUGGAACAAAAUGGAGCGUUCCACCACUGAGGUUCCCGAAAAGAGCUAGCUCUCUCUCUGUCUCUCUCUCUCUCUCCUGAAAGCAGUUUGGACGCAGUACAAUCCACACGGCUCCGUGAUCACAGCCCGCAGAAGGAGGGUGAGCCUCCGUGGGCCAGGGAGAGGAGGGUGUCCUUCGGCUCGGACAGCAGCUCUAGCUGCGAUGGAGACUGGCUGGAGAGCAGCCACGCGCCCUGAGGAGGCGAGAUUGUGGGUCGGCAUCUCCCAACGACUGGGGCAGGGCUGCUCCCGUGGUCCACAGGCCACGGCAAACGCCCACCAGGAUUUCCAAGGGGGCCAGGGGGCUGUUGAGUCUUGUCACUGGGUGCGGAGAACAAACUGGAAUGUCCUCGGAGUGGUUCUGAGAAUUGCUUUAUCCGUAAACUCGGAUCCUGGACACAGGAUGCCACCAGGC
Molecule: messenger RNA, 3953 nt
Organism: Echinops telfairi (small Madagascar hedgehog)
Lineage: Eukaryota; Metazoa; Chordata; Mammalia; Afrosoricida; Tenrecidae
Gene: TMEM132D
Product: transmembrane protein 132D
Exons: 9
Coding region: 1-3270 (1089 amino acids)
Source: RefSeq, a predicted model, not a curated record